AUGCAGGAGUACACCCAAAAGCGUCCCAGCGCGCCGUCCCGGGUGCAGCUGGUCCGGGCCAACACGGCGUCCCUGGAGGUGAGCUGGGGUCCGUCCCAGACCGCCGAGACCUACCUGCUGCAGCUGCAGAAGUACGACCUCCCCACCACGCCUGCCUCUGGCCCCGCCCCCAUCGCCACGCCCAAGAGCCCCGCCCCCAUCGCCACGGCGCCGGCCAACCAAGGCGUCCCGCUGUCCGGCCUCACGCUGGUCCAACCCACCGCUGCCUCCGUAGCUGCCGCUAAAGCACCGGCGGUCCUCAAGGUGGCAGCAUCACCGGGGGCGACAGCAGGCGGCGCCUCCAUCGUCACGGUGAGACAAGCCACUCCCAAACCCCAGGUCGCCAUGACGACACUUCCUGCCGGCGUUCGCAUGGUGGUACCGGCUCAGGCCGGUCAGGGGACGCCAAUAGGAAGCAGUCCUCAGAUGAGCGGCAUGGCGGCGCUGGCGGCGGCGGCGGCGGCGACUCAGAAGAUGCCCCCGUCCACAGCGACGAUGAUGAAUGUCCCCGCGGGAGCAACCAUUGUAAAGUCCAUGGCUGUGAGUACCCGGCUGUGA
This is a messenger RNA of Etheostoma cragini (Arkansas darter), 597 nucleotides long. RefSeq names its product host cell factor 1-like. Gene Ontology annotation, molecular function: transcription coactivator activity. Gene Ontology annotation, cellular component: histone methyltransferase complex. The record is from RefSeq and is a predicted model, not a curated record. NCBI's taxonomy places the organism in Eukaryota, Metazoa, Chordata, Actinopteri, Perciformes, Percidae. Bases 1 to 597 code for a protein of 198 amino acids. Gene Ontology annotation, biological process: chromatin remodeling; regulation of DNA-templated transcription. The transcript has 4 exons.